Actinia tenebrosa (Australian red waratah sea anemone) is the source of this 2187-nucleotide messenger RNA. Its product is annotated as major facilitator superfamily domain-containing protein 6-like. Gene Ontology annotation, cellular component: membrane. Lineage: Eukaryota; Metazoa; Cnidaria; Anthozoa; Actiniaria; Actiniidae. The record is from RefSeq and is a predicted model, not a curated record.
AUGGAUGUCCAUCACAGUGAAGAUUUCAGUUCAUCUCAUAACACUGAAAGAGUUAGUUGUUUUGAAAAAGUAUUGGGGAAACCAGAACACGACGAAAAUACGAACCAAAUAUUUACAGAAGAAAAUGGGUUAUUUACUGAUGAAAAUAAUGUGCAAGAAUCGGAUAAAUACACCCAUGGGAAACAAAACUGGCAAAGGACAAACGAUGAUUCAACUGACAGGAAUGAAUCAAAACGUCAAUGCUGUACGAGUGUCAAUACUAGAAUGCUUAUCUACAAGGCAUUUUUCUUUUUUUUCUACGCGGGGAUUGGCUCUCUGAUACCAUUUUURUCCGUGUUUUAUAAACAGCUCUGGCUGUCUGCCAAGCAAACUGGAAUAUUACUGGGAAUCGGUCCUCUCAUCAAGAUGGUAGCCAUUCCAAUGUGGGGCGUAAUUGCAGACUUUUAUAAGAAGAGUAAAAUCAUUUUUAUAUUCUCCCUCGUAGCUUGGUUAGUAGCAUAUUAUUCUAUAUCACUCGUGUCACCGGUUUUCCAUGUGGGAUUCUGUCAAGACAAUAGUUCUAUGAGCUUAGCUGAAGAUAUACUGAACGAUCUGAUCGCAAAAAACAGACGGACACAAUCUCCCAUCACUCCACAUCGAAUCCAACCCACUACAAAAAGAAAUUCUGAAAACACAAGUUUUUCAGUUUCAAGUUUGGAAACUCAUAAUAAGGUACCUCAAGAGAUCCAAAAAGUUAUCAAGCGUCGAAUGUUGCCUAGUUACGGCCGGAAUAAUAAAUUACUAAAYGAAAAUUUUGAGAGAGGACAAAGCAACAAUAUGGAAAAUAAUUCGUUUCUCGUUAGGAACCGCACAGAUGUUAGAAGAAGUGUAACGUUGGAGGCGGAGAAGAAAAAAGAUGGAAUGAAAAAUAGAAUKAACACCUAUGGAUAUUUAAAAAAGUUAAUCCACAAACUUCGCAAAUCAGAUAAAUUCAAAAGUGAGUUUGCAUCUAAAAUUUUGUCUACUGCUGAGUUACUUGCCAACUCAAGCGAUGUCUUCAACACCAGUGAAAUAUCAUCAAUAUUCACCCGAGAACAGUUAGAGAGAAUCUUUGAUUAUCUCAACAUGCAAGGCCACUAUCCCUGGCCUUUGGACACCAUUAUGAAUUAUAAGGGAACUCAAGAUUCAAACGAAUGGCAGAAGAAUCAGAAUAAUCAUAUGUUUACUGUGCUCUUUGUGAUCACAGCUGUGGGGAAUCUGCUGUCAUCACCUUCAUCUACUCUAGGUGACAUUGCCACACUUCAACAACUUGGCGAAAGAAGAGAAGAUUACGGCAAACAACGAUUGUGGGGAUCAUUUGGUUGGGGAACUGGAGCAUUUGUCAUCGGUGCUUGUAUCAGCACAAUCCAAGAACUAAACAACUGCAAUAAUCCACUUAACGUUGACUACAUGCCUUGUUUCUACUCCUUCGCCAUUCUAAUGGGGAUAGCUCUUCUUCUUGGAUUUCUUUUUGAGUUCGACGACGCCAAACAUAAAGGGGAAAGWUUUUUCAAGGGUUUCAGCAGCGUUUUCUGUGACUGUACUUAUAUCUACUUUAUUUUAACCAUGCUCUUCUGCGGCUGUGCGACAGGAAUAAUCCAGACAUUCCUAUUUUGGCAUUUACAAGACAUUGGUGGGACACAAUUUUUAUUUAGUUCCAUUAUAGGACUACAGUGCCUCUCUGAGGUUUUCAUGUACUGUAUUUCAGGGAAUUUGAUUCUAUUCUUUGGCCAUCACCGAGUUCUGUACGCAGGAUUAGUAAGUUAUGCCAUCCGUUUCUUUGGAUAUGCGUUUAUCACUAACAGCUGGUUCAUACUGCCUUUGGAGAUUCUUCAUGGGGUAACAAACGCAGCAGUAUGGUCUGCUGGGGUAGUAUUCGUAGGGCUGAUUCCAGGGGCAACCACUACGAUGCAGGGUAUACUGGGUGGGGUGUAUUUUGGCCUCGGAAAUGGAGGGGGUGGCAUUAUUGGUGGACUUAUCGUCAGUCUUAUUGGCUGUCCCUAUACAUUUCUGCUCCUUGGGAUUGUGAGUAUUGUAGAUCUGUCUCUGUUCGUUCUUGUGAACAACUGUAAUGCUAUGCACUGCACUACGAAGAAGUGUGAAGAUGAUUCGGAGUCAAGAAAUGGCGAAUAUACUUUACUAARAGACGAACUUAAUCCAGGAAAUUAA